Molecule: messenger RNA, 2784 nt
Organism: Cyprinodon variegatus (sheepshead minnow)
Lineage: Eukaryota; Metazoa; Chordata; Actinopteri; Cyprinodontiformes; Cyprinodontidae
Gene: lrrc10
Product: leucine rich repeat containing 10
Exons: 2
Coding region: 276-1127 (283 amino acids)
Molecular function (GO): protein binding
Source: RefSeq, a predicted model, not a curated record
UCAGGGCUGAGCUCCACGCCACUGAGAGCUGGUGAGAGGCCACCAUCAGGGAGUAUCUGCACGGGGAGGACAAUGCAUUUUCAGCUCAUUAAGCUUUAUAAACAAAUGGCUUACUGUUGAAGAUGCUAGAUGUCAUGGAUGAGGGCUGAAAGACUUUGGGAAGAUCAAUAAAUCCAGAUGGGCUUUUGAAGGGGCUUUAACUGGACUUCAUUAAGAUGAGCUUAAAGACGACAACUAGCGGCUAAAGAACAGGAUCUGAGUACAGACUGAGUAAGAUGGGCAACGCCAUCCGAGGAGUCAUCGCCUUCAUUCCCUCUGAACGCUGCCAGCGCUACCUGGUAGGAGACCUGAAGGAGAUGCCGCUGGACCGGACCCUGGACCUGAGCAGUCAUCAGCUGCGGCGGCUUCCUGUCUCUGUCUGCAUCUUUGAUGAGCUGGUGAAGCUUUACCUGAGUGACAAUAACCUCAGAAGCCUGCCUGAUGAACUGCAGGGCCUCAGAAAGCUGCAGCUUCUUGCCCUGGACUUUAACUGCUUUGAGGAGCUCCCUGCAGCAAUCUGCAGGUUGCAGCAGCUCACUAUACUUUACCUUGGCAACAACAGGCUGCACCGUCUUCCCAAAGAACUAAGACAACUCAAGGAACUGAAUACUCUGUGGUUGGAGACGAAUUGCUUCACUGUUUUUCCAAAGGUAGUUUGUGAGCUCAAAAACCUUAAGACGCUGCAUCUUGGAUAUAAUCAGAUACGUAGUUUGCCAAAAGAUCUGAGGCGUUUGGAGGAACUGAGAAGUAUCUGGCUUGCCGGGAACUUGCUGACAGAGUUCCCACCAGAGCUGCUCCAAAUGCACUCACUGGCCGUCAUUGAUGUGGAUCGGAAUAAAAUACGACAGUUCCCGAACCUGUCUCACAUGCAGGGCCUGAAGCUGGUCAUUUAUGACCACAACCCCUGUGUCAACGCCCCAACGGUGGGCGAGGGUGUGAGAAGAGUGGGCCGCUGGGCUGACAAUUCAGAUGACGAGCAGGAAGAUGAAGGAGCCAAAGUAAGGAGUGAGGAUACAACUGAGGGGGUAGAGGUGCAUUCGGAGGAAAAGCAAAACAACGUAGAGCAAGAAAAUGACGUUCAGCUGUGACUGGGCCUGAAUAUCAGGAAAUUUUAGUGGAGUCCUUAAAGCAGAAUGUCAGAGGAGGAACAGUCUGUUUGAUCCAUAUAUAGUUAGGCUGAUUGCUCUAGGCUAGGCCAAAUAGAUAAUCAUAAUUUCAGAGUUGUAAAAGGUUUGUAUGCCUGUUUGUGGCCACUUUUUUAGUAAAAAGAGAUUGUCUUCCACUUUGGUUUUAAAGCCAUCAAUGAUGCAAAUCACUUGCUUCCCAAAACAGAAAUGUGCUCUUUUGGAUUCAGAUCUAAGGACUGUGGAGGGCAGUGGAGUACAAAAAACAUAUUACAUUUGAAAUAAAAAAUGUAGAUUAUUUGAGGUUUCUGAGAUCUUGCAUAAUGGCGAUGGACACAUCUAUGAAAAGAUGGAUCUAAUGUGUCAAACUGUUGAAUUUUAAAAUGGACCAUUUUUAGACAGUUUCAGUUUUUGCUGUCUUCAGCUGCUGUAGCCCAUCAGCUUCAUGGUCCAAUGUGUUUAUUAUUUCAAUAUGAUGACAAGGGGUUAUAUUACUACUGUUAUAUAUAUAUUUUUUUGUUAUAUUGAACUAGUCUCAAUUCUCGACUCUGAAUUCAAAUCGGUUAUUUUUAUUCUUGAUAUUUUCUUUUUCUCAGGCCAUUUUCUGUAAACCCCAGAGAUCACUGUGCAUAAAAAUCCUAUUAGAUCAACAGUUUCUGAAACAACCCUGCCAGGUUGGGUGUCAGGUAACUCACCUUUCUGUGAACUUUAACAACCUCUGAUGGUUCGGUUAUGUUCAGAAAAUUAAAUUGCAUAGCUAAUUAAGUGGCUAGUGAGUGCACAUUUUUAGCUCAAAUUAAAUUUAUGGUUUUAGCGAUCAAGUUUGACCUAUUUUAUCUUACAGUUGCAAAACAGUAUUUCAAAUCAUUUUUAAAGGUGUUUUUAAAGAUUAUUUUUAGGCACUAGAGGCCUUUUUUUUUUUUUUUUCAAGAGUAUGGAGACAGGAAAGUGGGUUAGAAGAGAGGGGAGAGACAUUCUGCAAAGGUCAGCAGGACCGGGACUCGAACCUGCGACAGCCGUUUAAAGGUGUUCUUAACUACAAGUUGUUUUUUACAAAUUUCUGUGAACAUAUGCGGCAUUGAAAUCCAUAAUUUCUAUUAAUGUAAUAUAGCUGGCCCAUUUACUUACCAAUAGUUAAAUGACAAGUCUAUUGUUGGGUCGGGGGGGUUAACUCAGAGAUUUAAAAAAUGGGUUUUAAUUCUAAAAUAGCUUCUGCACCUUCCGAGGCUAAAAAAAGUCUUUAAUACUAGUGAUGGAUGGUCUGAGUAACAGGGCGCAGUCAUUAUCCAGAUGAAUGCAUAAUUCAUUUGAUAAAUUGGAACUGUGGUUUCGAAUAAAGGUCACUAAUGGGGCUUAAUAUCCUUAUCCGAAGCUUAUGGUUUGAAAGAGCCAAUAAAUGCAUGUUUGUACAUCCUUAAGUUACCAGGAAAUGUUGUCUAAAUGGAAAUAAAGGCCACUUCACAGUAAAGGAUUUGAUACAUCUGAGGCUUGCUUUUAACGAAGCCAACAAGAACACACAUAAAAGGGCUGUGAAUAAUAUAUUCAUCCAGGAAUGUAAUUGUUCCCAUAGAACUGGAAGAGUUUGGCCAGCAUUGUUUCCCCAUCAGAAAUAAAAACAUUG